GUGUUUUAUUAACUGUCUGUGACAAAUCGGUGACCAUGAAUUUGACAGCUAGUGCCCCUUUAAGUUUUUAUAGGUAAAAUAAAAGGUAAAAAACAUUACGACAAUUCUGAAAUAAACUAUAAUCGUUAAAACAACAAUUCCACCUAUUUAAAUAUGCCUGAAAUGAAAAGUUGGCAAACCAGGAUGACACCAAGUACAAGUAUCAGAAUGAAGUGUCUGUUUAUGUUAGCCGUUUUGUUGCCUUUUGUUCUUGGAGCACACCAUGCUCAUCACGAAAGAUUUUUGACUGGUAACAAUCAACUAAACCAACCAGAUUUAGACAAAGUCAUACAGUUAGUUCGAGGGUUCGCUAAAUCUGAUAUGGGACAAAGAGCUUGUGUAAUAGCUUGUCGAACAGCGGUUCGGUCAACAGGAUAUGGGUUUCUAUUGACUUUUCUGUGUCCUGCCGCCUGUGAACGGGUUCGAGCACAAUUGAAAUAGGCAUAAGAGAUCAUAGGCAGUAUUAUUGAAUAAAAACAGAAUUAUAUAA
Molecule: messenger RNA, 529 nt
Organism: Mytilus trossulus (common blue mussel)
Lineage: Eukaryota; Metazoa; Mollusca; Bivalvia; Mytilida; Mytilidae
Exons: 4
Coding region: 154-480 (108 amino acids)
Source: RefSeq, a predicted model, not a curated record